Messenger RNA from Ailuropoda melanoleuca (giant panda), 776 nucleotides. RefSeq names its product putative tetratricopeptide repeat protein 41. Lineage: Eukaryota; Metazoa; Chordata; Mammalia; Carnivora; Ursidae. Bases 363 to 776 code for a protein of 137 amino acids. The transcript is spliced from 4 exons. The record is from RefSeq and is a predicted model, not a curated record.
CUCCCCUCUAAUAAAGAGGUCUGGGCAGGUGAUUACGGGCUAAGGCUCUGAAUCAAUCCAGCCGUGUUUGCUGAGUGCCUGGGUUGCAGUGAGCCUGGUGCUAGAUGCCAGGGGUGCCGCAGCCCGCAGGACAGACGGGGUUCCUGCCCUGAUGGCGCUUUUCGUGGAGUGUAAAACAGACACUACCGAGAAGUUCAGCCUGAAGGAGCGGGACACCGCGGUGGCACGGAACCUGGAGCAGGAGGCGUGGCCUCGUCUUCGGAACAGCGCACACCGCUUUGAAUAAGUGACACUUGAUUUGAGACUUGGAAGUGCUGGAAUGCAGGCUUUUUGAGGUUACGACCACUGACAAAUGCCGAUUAAUGUUCUUUAUUGCGAAAUUUCUGAAGCUUAUGGGCAAGACCAGAGAAGCAGAAGGGUUAUUCUUGAGGGUCGAGAACAUGCUGAUGCAGAGUCAGUCCUUGACAGAGAUGCUUCUCGAAGUACAGAACACUACUGGAGAACUCUACCUUGAAAUAGGGAUGACUGAGGAGGGCUUCCACUGUUUCCAGAAAGCGUGGUCCAACCUGAUGGAGUUCUCAACCAGCGCCAUAAAAGACAAGCAGGACUUCGUGAGGCAGAAAGGCAGAGUGCUGAACAACCUGGCAAAGUCAGCAACUGAGAAGUACUUAAAAGAAAAUCGCAUUUUGGAAUGUGCUGCUGAAAUUUCCAGCUUACUGGACAACAACCCCCGUGAUCAGGCUACCAUGAAAUACACCGAAGGUGUUCUGAUGUAA